Hydractinia symbiolongicarpus is the source of this 2810-nucleotide messenger RNA. Its product is annotated as FMRFamide receptor-like. The transcript has 3 exons. Lineage: Eukaryota; Metazoa; Cnidaria; Hydrozoa; Anthoathecata; Hydractiniidae. Gene Ontology annotation, cellular component: membrane. Gene Ontology annotation, biological process: G protein-coupled receptor signaling pathway. The coding region runs from base 844 to 1872 and encodes 342 amino acids. The record is from RefSeq and is a predicted model, not a curated record. Gene Ontology annotation, molecular function: G protein-coupled receptor activity.
UCCUUGGCCUAAAUAAGGUUAAGAAGAGUGUGCUUGAUCUAGCAGGAAUUUGCAUUGGACAAUUACCACACGUUGGAACGAGUAAACUAGAAUUUAGCUUAACCUAACGACUUGAUUAAGUUUUUAAUCAUCCAUAGAAAACACAUUCAACAAUAUUUUAUACUUUUUCCGUCAUUUUUGGUUUAACUUAAGAUGCUUAAGUAGCUAUUGAUUAAGAUUAAAUAAAAUCAUUUUAAUAACAACAGACACCGAUUAGAGAAACCUAUUGUUCACAAUUCCAGUAUUCUGAUGGUAGUGUUAAAAAUAUCAAAAGUAGUUUCGGUGACGUUGAAACAAUUUAUAGGAGGGACUCUACCUUAACUUGCCUACGAAAUUUUCAAGCAAUUAUUACACGAAACUUAACCUUUCUUGCUUUGAAAAUGUGUUUUUAUUGGUACUGAAAGAGAAAAACAAUUAGUCCAAAAUAGUUUUUUAGACAACUUUAAAGCUUCUGAUGACGUUACAGGGAAGGUGGUGACGGAUACAUCAAUAGUUACAUCUGACCUCUCAGCCACUUCCGCCACCCUCCACCUUGGAAUAAUUCUUAAAUAUUUCAGAAGGAUUUUUCCGCUUUCUACCAGAAAGUACGUUAUGCGCAUGCUAUUCCAGCUCUUUAUUUUAAUGUCAAUUAGUCAGGCUUUAUUAAGUUUCUAUGAGCAUUUUACGAAGGCAGUUUGAUGCCAAAACGUCAUAGACCAAAAUUGCAGUUUCUUAAAGAGUUUGAAAAGUAUUAAUGUUCUGAGCCUGACUGUCAACAAAUUAUUUUAAAAGAGUUUUUGGAAUAAACUUUAUAACACAUUAAUCAUGCCCGAUUCGAAACGUUUGCAUUGGUUAUGUAGUGUACCCUUUGGUAUCACACUCGUCGCAAUCGGUUUAAUUGGUAAUAUUAUAUGCUUUUUUGUUUGGAAUCGAAUACUAAAAUGGAGACUACGAGGAAACCACUCAACUGCGAUAUAUUUCAUUGCGUUGAGUGUAUGUGAUAGUGCCGUGUUAUUGUUCUUCCUUCUGACGGAUACAAUCAAAUCUAAUCAUCCAGAAAUUGCGAAGACCUACUCAUAUGCUGUAUUUUAUUCCUGGUUUGGUUUCCCAUUGUUUACCAUCUUCUUGGUAACAAGCGUGUGGUUGGUAGUUGGCGUCACCUUAAAUCGAUACUUAAUGAUGAUCUUACCCCUCAAGAUCCACUGCUUUUACUCAAAGAGACGAACAUACUGGGGCAUAUUUGCAAUUUCGAUGUUCUCCUUUUUGAUUAAUAUACCACAUUUCUUCACCUAUCACCCUAAAGAAACAAAUGGAACAUAUAUGCUUGCAUUUACUGACUAUGGUGAAUCGCAAGGAUCGAUUAAUUAUGAGUUCUGGGUUCACUGCAUGCUUCUUGUUUUAUUGCCAUUCUUUUCAAUUGCCUUUUUGAACAUAUCUUUGGUGUAUUUGGUACUGAAAAGAUUAAAAAAAAUGAAAAACAGCGCAGAAUCUAAAAUCUUAAAUGCAAACGAGACCAGAGAAAGACGAAUGACUCUCACUUUGUUGUCCAUUACAUUCACGUUUCUGGUUCUACUGGCAUGGCAAUGUGUUGCACAAUGCUUUUGGAUGUUAAGUCUUCGAAAAGCAGAUAAAAAUAGUUCAAGAUGGAAUCAGAUUGAUAGUUCGUUCGCAUUUGCAAAGAUCAGUAUUAUCAUCAAUUGCGCGAUUAACUGGAUACUCUAUUGCCUAACAGGUACAAUGUUUAGAAAAGAACUCAUGAGGCUGAUAUGCGGAGAACGUCAAUCUCCUCAGACAUCAACAGAAAAAUCUUUUCCUGGUAAAGAUAAAUGUUCUGUAGAAACAGACACUAAAUAAAUUGUUAGCACUUUUAACUUUUAGUUUGAGUAAAUGUUUUAAGGAGUACCAGUAGAGGGUUGAAAAUAAUACGUGAGACGAAACUGAUAAUAUUAUUUAAAUUUGAAAGAAUCUAUGCAGAAUAUGGAACAGAGGUUUCUUGUUAACACAAUCCUGUCCGUUUUCUGAUAAUGAUUUACGCAUUGACUUCACGCUAACCGUCUGAUGGAAACGACAAUUGUCCACAAAUAAUAAUUAGUCAAUUGUGAAGAUUAUUGUUUGACAAGCACAAGUAUCGUUUUGCACACUUAUUUUUUACAACAAUCACCGAUUGGUUCACCUAAAGAGUCAGAUCGUCGAACAAAAAUAAAAGUAGCAAAGUAAUGUAAUGGAACAUUUGAAAGUUGUAAUGUUUUAAAUAGUCAAAAAGACUUGUAUUUUUAUACGUUUUGUUAUAACUUUAUUGUGUUUAUAGAAAAAAGUGCCUUUGUAUCUGUUUCCUCCAAGAUCUGUCUAACGUGCUCUGAAAUAAUACCAACAACGAGAGUCUUAACCCUUAAAUUACGCAUUUGUUUAUGAUAAAUUUGGCCAAUUUUAUUAAAAAAAUAGUUAGCUUUAAAAAAUUUGAGUUACAAUUGAUGGCCAAAGAUGGUUUAUGUUUAGUACUGAUGAGAAGCCCAAUUCAUUCUCUUUAUAAUAGAAGGAAAGAUCUUUUAAACCAACAUAGUCUACUUAGUCCUUUAAGGUUUUUGCUUGAUUGUUUGACUGUGGAUUUGCGUGUUCACUCGUCUAGUUAAGACAUCUUUUCACUCGGUCGUUUAUGGUCGUAGCUUCCAGUGUUUAGAGAACCGAUAUAAACUAAAGAUUGCAGUGUUGUCAGAUUUUUGAUUGGUUGUUGAGAAAGAUGUCCUUCUGCAGAUGGUUGGGAGUUACUUCUCUCAAUUGUUGUAUCUGCCAAA